Carassius auratus (goldfish) is the source of this 5553-nucleotide messenger RNA. RefSeq lists its product as uncharacterized. The record is from RefSeq and is a predicted model, not a curated record. NCBI's taxonomy places the organism in Eukaryota, Metazoa, Chordata, Actinopteri, Cypriniformes, Cyprinidae. The transcript has a single exon. Bases 1 to 5553 code for a protein of 1850 amino acids.
AUGCCACCAAAGAAAGCAGAGAAAGCUGCACCUAAGAAAGGUGCAAAGGAAGAUACAAAGGCAGCAAAAGAUGAUAAGAAAGGGGGUAAGGGAGGCAAAGGGAAAGAGGAUCCAAAGAAAGGAAAAGGAAAGGGCAAACAAGCUCCUAGUGAAUCUGAGGAGGCCUCUGAGGUGGAAAGGAGUGAGGCUGAGGACAGUGAAGCAGUGGAUGAAGAGGAUGUGCAAAGUGAGGAUGAUGGUGGUAAAAAGGGAAAAGGAAAAGCUGCUCUGAAGGGAGCGUCCAAAGCUAUGGCUGUAAAGGCUGUAGCUAAGCCAAAGCGUGGCCAGGCAGCAGAGGAAGGUGUUGAUCCAAAAACUGGUAAGCGUGCCAAUAUUAAGGCUGCAUCCAAAGCUGUGACAGGAUUCCAACCUGAAGAGAAGAAGCCACAACUUCAGCUAGGUAAAAUGAAGGACAUAAACCUGAAAGGGGCCUCUUCAGCUAUGAUGGGCUUUGCUGUUCAGGGUCAGCAGAAUGUUCAAAAGACAGAGGAUGCAAAAGCUCAUUUAAAAGGUGCUUCUAAGGUUCUCUCAGGUCUGACAGGAAAGUCCCCAUUUUUUUCCAAGCCUGCCCCCAAACAGUCUAAAAAGCUAAAAAGCACAUCUAGGCUUUUCAUGGGACUAUCUGGCAGCAAGAAGAAAAAAGGUAUGACACCAAAGGCAUUACAAAGUACAUCAAAGUUGUUUUCAGGUUUCGGAAAGUCCAAAGCUACGGAAGAUAAAAAAGAGGAGGGAGGAAGAACACUCUUAUUACUCAGUAUUGGUGGAAAGGCAAAUAAAAAUGCAGCAGCCACCUCUGGACUGGGAGGCAAAUUCAAAGGCUUUUUUGGUAAAAAGAAAACUGGAGCUGCACAAUUCAAGAGUAAAGGAUGGGCUCUGGGGAAGAUAGCAGGAGCAACAAACUGGCUAACUAACAAAUUCAUCUCAUCCAAAGCAUCUAAACGACUCGGUCGCUCUGUUCGUUAUGACAGGUCAAGUGUGGGGCAAUAUCACGGCUAUCAGAAUGGAGGUUAUGAAUAUGAUGAGGAUGAAUUCAGCUAUGAGGAAGAUGACUAUGUUCAAAGCAGUUAUAGCAGAAAUAAUCCCCGGGGACGAUAUAGAAGCAGAAAUCAUGACAGCUAUGGUCAGGGGCGCUACAUCAGAGGACCACAUCAGUAUGACUACUUUGAAGAUGACCAGGAGUAUUAUGAUUAUCCUGAAGAUGAGUAUGGAUUCUAUGAUGAGGAGAAUGAAUACUAUGAUCCAGUGUAUGAGGAUGAGUAUGGAGAUGUGUAUACUGAUGAAGAUUAUUAUGAUCAGUAUCAGUAUGACGGAAGACAACCUUAUGGUUAUUAUGAUGAUAGAAUUGACUAUGGUUACAGGCAACAGAGAAUCGAUGAAUUUGGAUACCCUGUUGAUGGUAUGGAAUACUAUGAUGAAAUGGGUUAUGCUAUGGAAGAUGAAAUUGGCUACCUUGGUAAUGAUGGGGAAUAUUAUGACUAUGGAUACUAUCCAGAACAGUUUGACUAUUAUGGUGACCAACAAAAUUAUUAUAGUCCCUACGAUGGUGUUUCAGAGGCCUACAUGAUCUAUCCAGGUUAUCAAAAUGCAUACAAUCCAAACCAGUACAUGUACAGUGGAGAAAACGCUGCAGUUUACAUUGAUCCUCAGAUGGCUGUUAACCAGCCAUUUAUGUACACGGUGGAGGACGUCAUGGAACAACCAGAACCCCCAGAAAUGUACGGUAAUGAAUAUGUUCAAAUACCAACCCAGGGUAUAUUGACUGAGGAUUCAUUCAGAUUUCCAAGACCACAAGUUAGACUUUUUGGAAAGGAAAAACUUGAAAUUUCAAGUCCAGUUUCUCAGAUUCCCAGGAGUGACCAUGAGAUGUUUCCAGACCAAUAUGAACACCAGCCACUUGUUUCACCUAUGAGCUUUCCUCUAUAUACUCCACAGCAACCAGAAGCUGUACAAAGGUCAUUUUCUCCCACCCCUAUAUUAAUUCAGCAAGGACCAGCACAAAUGAUACCACCUAAUAGUCCCAUUUUAACCCGAUCACUCCAAAUACCAUCCUCGCCUGUUCUUCAAGCAAGACCUUUUUCAUCUACAAUGCCAGUGUCACCUGUCCUAAGUAGACAUUCUUUUGGACCUGUUGGAACCGUACCACUCUCAACACCAGCAUCUCCAGUUCUGUCCGCAAGGAGAUUUGAUCCAACUAUGGGUGAUCCAGCCUCUCCCUAUUUAGUCUAUACAGAUCCCAUGUUUCAGAGACUUGAUUUUCCACAUGAAAAUAUUCAUCCAGUAACAAUGAGACAAUUUAAUCAUCUCCCCUCACCACAGCUCUCCUUAAGACAAAGCAAUUUUUCAACUCGAAGCAGUCCUAUACCUCACCAAAGAUCUGAUGUGUUUGAGGAAAUGAGUCCGAGGUUCUCACCAAGGCAGUCUAGAAUGUUUGGCCCACCAUCAUACAAUAAUAAUGCACAAAGGCAGUUCUCUCCUAUCCAAAGGAGAAAAUUUAGCCCACCUUCUUCUCCACAACCAUCCAGAAGAGCGCCAUCACCAUUAGCUUCUGUAAGGGGAAGAUCUCCAACUCCCCAGAGAAAGCCAUUUGGUUCUAGAGCACCAUCCCCUCUUGUUAAUGGAAGAGAGAGCCCACCAAUGUCUCCACGAGGCUCAAUGAGAAGAAGAAGUCCUCCUUCUUCACCUAGAGCAACCCUGAGGAAAAGUGCUAGUCCUACCCCUCCAAUAAAAUCUCGUUUCAGGCCUAUUGGUAGAAGCAAUCAGGAGUCUUUCAUAUCAUCAAGAUCUAUGAGGAAAAGCUCUCUUUCACCACAACCAUCAUUACGGAGGAGGAGCCCUCCACUGUCUCCAACAAUAGACCGACACUCACCAGAGGAGAGGUCUCCAUACCCACACCGCAGAGCCACAUCUCCCAUCCAAAGACCCCUGUCUCCAAGACCAAUAUCUCCAUUCGCUUCUAGACCUCGGAGACCUCUUUCACCAUCACCCUCAGCAUUUUCUGGCAGAAUCCAACAUGACCCACAACAUCUGCCUACUCGUUCAUCCACACGUAGAUUCAGAGGAUUUGGUGGGAACAAAGUGCCAAUGGGAACAGUUAAGCCAUCUCCUGUCAAUCCAAUUUUUCAAAGAAAAGGUCAUCAUGGUACUACUCAAAUGCAAAAUGUCGCUCCAUUUAGAUCAUCCAUCCAUAAUGCAUCCAUGGGUUCAGGAGCUUUAAAUCAAAGUGCUAGAUCCUCCCCCAUCAUGUUGGCAAGACAAGGUUCCAGACCAGCAGGGUUUCAAGACUCGAAGAGAUACUUUCUACCUGGAACACCAAAUCCACAAAGGGUUUUUCAUAGACCUGUUGGGAGAGGACGUCCUGUUGUGAGAGUACCAAUAAGUCCUGUUUCUCUCAGGCAAUCAAUAAGAGGCCAGAGCUAUCCUCUUCUAAUGAAUGCUCAACCAUCUUUUCCUCAACGGGUUCCAAUAAAACAGCCUGGAAUACCUUCACCGCAACUCUCUGUGAGACAUGUUACAACCCCAUGUCCAUCACCUCAGCUUUCAGUGAGAGCUGGUUCACCAAUGUCUGUACAUUCACCAAUGUCUGUACGAUCUCCAUCGCCAAUCCUCUCAUCCUCUAUACAGAGAAAUGCUAUGCAUAAUGAAUUAAUCAAUCGUGCCUCACUCAGAUCACAAUUUUCUUCGAGUAUCACUCCUCAGCCUCAAGUAAUAAAUGAAUUUGCCCAGACAGUUCAACAAGGCUCAUCUCCUCUACUAACAAAUGCUUUACAGAACCCAAAUCUUGCUGCUGCCUCAUUCAGUUCACCUUUUCCAAGGUUUAAAUCUCCAAUGUCGCAGGUUAACCAAAAUUUAUCUCAGAGAUCUUCUCCAGCCUUAACAAAUGCAUUACAAAAUCCACUUCUCCGUAAUGCCACUUACCGCUCACCUCUACAAAUGUCUGCAUCUCCUCAUUCUAUAGUGGCACCUCAGGAGGUUCAGGUAACCAGUCAGAUUUCUUCUUCAAUGCUCUCUAAUGCACUGCAAAACCCUUACCUACGUAAUGCGUCUCUCAUUUCCCCACUGCAAAGAAGCACAUCUCCUUAUUCUUCUGCGGCUGCUCAGCCGGAACCGCAAAACAUUUUGCAGUCAUCUUCAGUGCUAACCAAUGCACUAAAAAAUCCUCAGUUACGCGGUGCAUCAUACAUCUCACCUCUUCAGCGGAAUACAUCUUUAUAUGCUCCAGUGAUGUCACAACCCGAACAGCAAGCAUCUGUUUUAUCAAAUGCCCUUAAGAAUCCUAAUUUAAGAAAUGCAUCCUAUUCCUCUCCUUUACAGAGAAGUCCUUCUCCUUUCCAGCAAGCACAGGAUUAUUCUUCUCCUUUGUCAAAUGCAUUAAAGAACCCAAGCCUUCAAGGUGCCUCCUUUCGACUACCUGAUACAUCAAUAAUAAAUAGGAAUUUUGGAGGCAAAAAAGAGGAGACUACUACAUCUGUUCUGUCAAGUGCUUUGCAAAACCCUAAUCUCCGGAAAGCAACUUAUAGGCUCCCAGAUGGUACAAUAAUAUCAAGAAAUGAGCCAGCACAACCAGCUCCAUCUCCCUCAAUGUUAUCCAAUGCUCUUCAGAAUCCUAACAUUCGAAAAGCAAGUUACAGGCUUCCAGAUGGAACACUUGUAUCCUCCAGCACUGAUGAAGCUGCGGACACAACAAAUUCCUCACCAUACCUGGGAAGUGCUCUACAGAAUAUUAACCUACGUAAAGCAUCCUAUAAACUACCUGAUGGUUCUCUCUUUUCUCGAAACCAACCAGCAGAACAGUCAUCCUCUCCACUUCUUUCAAGUGCUCUUCUGAAUUCAAACCUUCGUAAAGCUUCCUACAGACUUCCUGACGGAACCCUUUUGACUAAGAGCUCUGUACAAGAACCAGAGAAAUCUAUUUCAUCUAAUUUGUCAAGUGCACUACAAAAUGUUGGUAAGGCCAACUAUCGCUUACCUAGUACCGCUGGCCUGUUUAGAAAUCCAAAACAAGAGCAAGCUCCCCCUUCAAUGCUGUCCAAUGCCCUUCAGAACCAAAACCUUCGUAAAGCAUCUUACAGAUUGCCUGAUGGAUCAAUCAUGACAAGAGGUCAACCAGCUCAAAGUGAAUCUCCCACAUCACCCUUUCUGGGAAAAGCCUUGACGAAUAUUAACAUACGCAAAGCAUCCUACAAGUUGCCAUCGACACUGGGACGUUCUCCAGAGGACUCAAGGUACGCAGUAGUGACCCCUCAGAUUCAGGGCCAGUCUGGUGAACACUGGGCUCAAAAUCAAAUACUAGAUCUUCAUGAGCCAGAUGAUGUCUGGUCUUCAGAAAGAGUCCUCCCUCAUCAUACUGUUCAGAACCUCACAAAAUGGUCCAUGUAUAGGGAUGAAGAACUGGAGAAUUUUGUCAUCCCUGUGUUUCCUGGCCAAGAGACAGAUAGCACAGAACCUGCAUGGCUCCCAGAUAGAGAAGGCGAACCUCAAGGGAACUGGUAUGACAAGGUAACAACUGGCAUAUAG